This is a messenger RNA of Arachis duranensis, 2833 nucleotides long. Its product is annotated as G-type lectin S-receptor-like serine/threonine-protein kinase LECRK1. Bases 180 to 2369 code for a protein of 729 amino acids. Gene Ontology annotation, biological process: protein phosphorylation. The record is from RefSeq and is a predicted model, not a curated record. Lineage: Eukaryota; Viridiplantae; Streptophyta; Magnoliopsida; Fabales; Fabaceae. The transcript has a single exon. Gene Ontology annotation, molecular function: protein serine/threonine kinase activity; ATP binding.
GUGUGGACCACUCCUUUCUGCAUCAUGUGUGGAAUUUGGGAGUGAGACUCAGCAAUGCAUGAGAGUCAGUCAACUCCUGUAAUGGAACCUGAGCCUUACUUAACUGUUGUGUUUUGGCUAGUGAGUUCAUCACUAAGAAUCAUUCUCAUUUCAGAAUAGUUAAGACUACACAAAAUCCUAUGGCAUCAACACCUGCUCUGUUAUUGCUAGUGUUGUUGAUGCUAUUUGCAAAUGAAACCACAGCUGAGACAAACCACACUCACCUCAUUUCUAUAGGGUCUGUGAUAUCUCCUACAGGCACGCACGCUUCAUGGGCAUCACGUUCUGGCCUCUUUGCUUUUGGCUUUUACCCCCAUGGUAAUAGCUAUGCUGUUGGAAUAUGGCUGCUUAAUCAACCUAACCACACAAUUGUGUGGACUCAUAAUCGUGAUAGUCCAUCAGUGCCUUCAAAUUCCACAUUGAGAUUGACCAAAGAAGGCGGGCUACUUCUUCUGCAAGGAAAUGAAGACCCAGAGUUUCUCACUCCACUUUAUUAUUUAUAUCAGGCUAAAGUAGAAGUGGCUUCAGCAUCUAUGCUUGAUUCUGGCAACUUUGUGCUUUAUGAUAAGAAUUUUAGUAUGUUAUGGAGUAGUUUCCAUAACUCAAUGCCAAGUGACACCAUAUUAGGUGGCCAGAAUUUGACAAGUGGAGCGAAGCUGGUCUCUAGUGUGUCACAAUCAGACCAUUCGAGUGGACAUUUUUGGCUAAGAAGUCAGUUUGAUUAUGUACACCUAGCUGCUUGCCGUGUGAACAGCACAUGUGAACCGGAGGAUGCUUAUUGGGCUAAAAACACAUACUUUGAAGGUUAUGGUUAUCUACAGCUCAGUCUUAGCAUUGAAGGUUCGCUUUGCCUACAAGAUUAUUCCUCUGGUUCUGAACUAGAGUGUUUAGCUAGUAGCAAGAACCUCACAGACAAGUCAAAGAAUGCAACUUUUAUCUACCGUGCUACACUUGAUGAAGAUGGGAACUUCAGAUUGUAUGCUCACCAAUUCAAGGGAAAUACUAGCUCAGGUGUGCAAACGCUGUGGAAAGCCGUGGAGGGGGAUAAAUGUCAAGUCCCGCUUUGUGGCUUGAACAGUUACUGCUUCAUCAAGAGCGACAAAGCCAUGUGUCAGUGUUAUCCUGGUUUCAUCCGUAUCAAGAGUGGUGGUAACGAUACCAGGUUUCUCGACUGCGAACAGAACCACAGCAAAGAUAAUUGUGAGAGCAUAGAGGACCCAACAACGAUGUACAAUAUGACUUCCUUGAAGGAUAUCUACUGGGGUGGUUCUCCUUAUUUGGUUGUGCCAAUGGAGAUGGAAACUUGCAAGAAGUCUUGUCAGAAAGACUGUGAUUGCAGGGCAGUGUUAUAUAAGAGCAGCAUCUGCGAAAAAUAUAAGCUUCCACUUCUAUAUGGAAGAAGCUCUAAAGAUGCAUCAACGACGGCCUUCUUGAAGAUGCCUUCAGGAAUUGUCCUAAGUCCUACUUCAAACGAAACUGCUCUAUCUUCAACAAAGCCCUCCCUCUUUGUUGAUGACAAGAGAAGUCUUAUAAUGAUUCUGUCCUUUACUCUGGGUUGGAUUUCGUUUUUUGGUUUGGUCUUUGUAUUGUAUAUUUUCAUCAUUUACAGGCGUCAAGUUCAUAGGUAUGCAAUAUUGUCUGCAAGUGAAAAUCUGGGAUUUGUAGAAGAAUGUUCCUUGCGUUCAUUUUCCUUUGAUGAACUUGUGAAAUCAACUGGAGGCUUUGCAGAGGAGAUAGGCAGAGGAUCUUUUGGAGCGGUUUAUAGAGGCACAAUAGGUGACAGUAACAGAAUGGUUGCUGUGAGGAGACUUGAGAAAUUUGUUGAUGAAGGGGAGAGGGAAUUCCAAGCAGAAAUCACUGCCAUUGCUCGAACUCAUCAUAAAAAUCUGGUGAAGCUCAUUGGUUUCUGCAUUGAUGGAUCUAGGAAGCUUCUUGUUUUUGAAUAUCUCAGCAAUGGGUCUCUUGCAGAUCUUCUCUUCAAGUCUCAUAUGACUAUGGCUUGGAAAGAGAGAUUAAAGAUUGCAUUAGACGUGGCUAGAGGAGUCUUAUAUCUGCAUGAGGAGUGUGAUGUUCGGAUUAUCCACUGCAACAUAAAGCCUCAGAAUAUACUCAUGGAUGAAAUGUGGACUGCAAAGAUAUCCGAUUUUGGAUUUGCAAGGCUGUUGAAACCCAGCUAUUCAAGAAUGAAGAAAAUGGAUGACAAGAGAAGUAGGUACUUGGCACCUGAAUGGCAGAAGGAUGAAUCAGUGUCAGUUAAAGCUGAUGUUUAUAGUUUUGGGGUGGUGUUACUGGAGAUUGCAUGCCGUAGAAGCAGUAUUGAUAUGAAUUGAUGGUUUCAGUGGCUAAGAAAAGGGGGGGUUGAAUCUUAGCCCCCUUUUUAAAUGCUAACACUUGCUGUCCUUCAGAGAAGACUUUUCUGUUUUUGCUCGUCACUAGACACGAGCAACUUUGUUUUGUCUCGUCCCUUGCCACGAGAUUUUUUGUUUUGUCUCGUCACUUGGCAUGAGAUAAUACUAGUUUUUGCUCCUGUGUAGUGGAAAACAGAAAUGGAGUAGAAAGAGAAGAAGAUUGCACCCAGAUAUAUCCUGGUUCGGCUGCUAAGUGCAGUGCAGCCUACAUCCAGUCUCCAUCACAAACAUGAUGGAAUUUCACUAUAAUCAAUCUGAUUACAACUUGUAAAGUGCUAACCCAACUUACAAGGGGAUUCCCACAGAAUCAUGAUACACAACAUAGAUGAACAAAAGACCUCUAAGACAUCUAUGGCUUUUUCUUUUAAUUUUGCACUCUCUGCCUU